This is a messenger RNA of Camellia sinensis, 2340 nucleotides long. Lineage: Eukaryota; Viridiplantae; Streptophyta; Magnoliopsida; Ericales; Theaceae. The record is from RefSeq and is a predicted model, not a curated record.
AUGGUGAGAACACGGACAGAGGAGCAGGAAGGUGCUACGGCUGCUCGGUUGGACAGGAUGGAGAGAAUGAUUAUGGAAAUGGCAGAGACCUUACGUCGACAACAGCAACAACAACAGCCACAGCAACAGCAACAACUACAAGAACGACUGCCACCACCACCAAUACCUCCACCAGCAGUACAAGAGUUCCAUGCUGAAGAUAGAAUCAUUACACUUACAAAGGAAUUUAAAAAGAUGAAACCGCUAGUGUUUAAAGGCGGAAUCGAACCAAUGAAAGCUGAGGCAUGGGUAUUGGGAAUAGAAAAGUUGUUCGAAGUUUUCCCUUGUACUGAAAUCCAAAAGGUGCAGCUUGCUGCUUUUACUCUUGAAGAUGAGGCGCGAAGAUGGUGGAUGCUCACAAGAACAAUGCAUCAGGGGCUGACAUGGGACAGAUUUUUAGAGCUAUUUUAUGACAAAUAUUUUCCCCAGAGUAUGCGAGACAAGAAGGUGACCGAAUUCGAAACAUUGAGACAAGGAAAUAAAACUGUUGCCGAGUAUGAAGCUCAAUUCGCGGAACUAGCUCGGUUUGCACCUCACAUGUUACCUACCUACGUUGAUGUGUUAGAAAGGGCUGUUAUAGCAGAAGGAAAUAUUGCUGCUCAGACUCGGAUUUCUGAAUGGAAAGGAAAAGGCAGAGCAACCAAUGAAUGUGGAUGGAGGCAUCGAGGGAUUUGUCACCGAUUGUCUGGGGCAUGUUUUCGAUGUGGCAAAAUGGGGCAUUUGAUAAAAGACUGUCCGCAAAAGAAUCAACAAACUGGUAAUAAGGCCGCCACAAGCUCAGCAGGGUCCACACCGGCUCCUAAUGCCAAGUCAGCUGCUAAACCUGCUAACAAUAAGGAUACUACGAGGCAAGGUAGGGUAUUUGCGUUGGUUCCGGGAGAUGUACAGAAUGCAACAACAGUGGUGUCAGGUGCAUUUAUGGUUCAUGGUCAUUCUGCUUACGUCUUAUUUGAUUCUGGUUCUACCUGUUCCUUUGUGUCAAAAUUAUUUGCGAAAAACCUAGAUAAACCUGAAGAAGAAUUGACUUAUAUGUUGUGUGUAUCUUCACCUAUGGGAAAUUCCAUGAUCUGUACUUCUGUCUAUUCUGCUUGUGAACUUCUCAUUGGAGAUAUCCGUGUAUAUGCUAAUCUAUUACCACUUGAUAUGACUUCUUUUGAUAUUAUUCUGGGGAUGGAUUGGUUGGGUGAAUAUAGUGCCACUAUCGACUGUCUGACAAAUGUUUUGGAAGGGAUAACAACGAAUGAGAAUAUUGGUGCGAUUCCAGUUGUCUGUGAAUUUCCGGACGUCUUUCCGAAAGAAUUGCCAGGAGAAUUAGUGGACCGUGAAAUCGAAUUCACGAUUGAAGUGCUACCGGGAGUCCAACCCAUCUCUAAAACCCCGUAUCGAAUGGCGCCAGCUGAAAUAAGGGAAAUGAAGAUUCAAUUGCAAGAUUUAUUGGAUAAAGGGUUUAUCCGCCCCGAGUGUUUCUCCAUGGGGUGCACCAGUCCUGUCUUUUCUAAGAUUGACUUACGGUCCGGAUACCACCAAUUGAAAGUUAAAGCUGAUGAUGUUGAGAAGACAGCUUUCCGAACCCGGUACGGUCAUUAUGAAUUUUUGGUUAUGCCCUUUGGAGUUACAAACGCACCAACAUCAUUUAUGGAUCUGAUGAACCGUGUCUUCAAACCUUAUCUGGAUGAGUUUGUAGUGGUCUUUAUUGACGACAUCUUUAUUUACUCAAAGAAUGUAGAGGUCCAUGAAAAUCAUCUUCACUUAAUCCUUCAAACCCUCCGAGAAAAGAAGUUGUACGCGAAGCUAAAGAAGUGUGAAUUUUGGUUACAUGAAGUGACAUUUCUGGGGCAUGUUAUAACUAAGGAAGGAGUCUCUGUUGAUCCAAACAAGAUUGAGGCGAUUUUGACUAAAAAGGGAGUUGCAUUUGAAUGGACGGAACUGCGGAAAUCUGCCUUCCAAGAAUUAAAAAUGAAGUUGACUACAGCCCCGGUCCUUGCCCUACCGUCUGGUACUGAGGGAUUUGUGAUUUACAGCGAUGCAUCACAUAAAGGACUUGGUUGUGUGCUUAUGCAAAGUGGAAGAGUUAUUGCUUAUGCUUCUCGCCAACUUAAGUCCCAUGAGAAGGGUUACCCCACGCAUGAUCUUGAGCUAGCUGCAGUCGUUUUUGCUUUAAAGAUUUGGCGGCAUUAUCUGUAUGGAACUACUUGCGACAUUUAUACCGACCAUAAAAGUCUCAAAUACAUUUUUACCCAAAAGGAGUUGAAUAUGCGUCAGCGGCGAUGGUUGGAGCUUAUUAAAGAUUAUGAUUUAUAA